Molecule: messenger RNA, 522 nt
Organism: Aspergillus chevalieri
Lineage: Eukaryota; Fungi; Ascomycota; Eurotiomycetes; Eurotiales; Aspergillaceae
Exons: 1
Coding region: 1-522 (173 amino acids)
Molecular function (GO): protein binding
Source: RefSeq, a predicted model, not a curated record
AUGUCUCCAAUGGCAGUCGAAACCACCAGUACCACCACCACCACCCCAGCCAUCAAAACCCACCCGGACCUCCUCUACGUCCACCGCAGCCCCAAAGCCUUCGCCAGCGCCGCAAUCUCCCAAACCGACCUUCCCGCUGGCGCCCUGUUCACCAAGAUCACUACUGCAACCCCGGCCCCCAAAGCCUACACCUCCGUGCAAACCGGCCCAGACACCCACAUCGAGCUCAACUCCGACCUCGUCUUCAUCAACCACUCCUGCACGCCGUCGCUCGUCUUCGAUAUGCACAACAUGGAAGUCCGAGUUGUGGACGACCGGCCGCUAAAGAAGGGGGACGCGCUUACGUUCUUUUAUCCCAGUUCUGAGUGGGAUAUGGGACAGCCUUUUGAGUGUGCUUGUGGUGCGGGGGAGGGGAAAUGUUUGGGACGGAUUUCGGGGGCCAAGGAUAUGAGUGAGGAGGCGUUGAAGGGGUACUGGUUGAAUCCGCAUAUUGAGCAGAUGAAGAGGAGUCAGCGUGUAUAA